AUGGCACCACUGCGCAUCGGCUUCGUGCCAGAACACUUCUCCACACCGCUCGAGUUCGCGAAGAAGCACUACGGCCUCGACGCGAAGCUCCUCCCGUUCCCCAGUGGCACAGGGCACAUGGUCACGGCCCUGCAAGCCGACGAAAUCGAUAUCGGAGUUGGCCUUACCGAAGGCUGGAUAGCGGCACUGGGAAAAGCACAGGCGGCUAAGCAGGACGCUGGCUUCAGCGUGGUGGGGACAUACGUCGAGACUCCGCUGUGCUGGGCCAUAUCCACAGGCGCCAAGAGGGAUGAGCUCAACGGAAUACAAGACCUGAAGGGCAAGAAAGUCGGCGUGUCCAGGAUAGGAAGUGGCAGCUACGUGAUGAGCUUCGUGCUUGCCGACCAGCAAGGGUGGCUCGACACUUCUUCGUCCAACAGCCCACCAUUCCCCGUCGAGGUGCUGAACACGUUUGCGAACCUCCGUGAUGGAGUCAACGACAGCACGGCCGACUUCUUUAUGUGGGAGCACUUCACGUCGAAGCGCUACUACGACAACGGCGAGAUCAAGCGCAUCGGCGAGAUCUACACACCCUGGUCCUCGUGGAAGAUCGUCGCCGCAAACCAUCUAUUGAACCCGAAGAACUGGAGUUCGGCACCCAACGCCAGCAAGCCAGUGCUUACUGGGGAACUCGAGGACGUCAUGGACAAGAUCAACAAGGGAGUCAAACACUUUGAGGCGAACCAGGAAGAGGCCGUCCAGUACAUCAGCACCAAGCUCGAUUACUCGGAAGAGGACGCGCGAGAGUGGUUGAAGACUGUUCGCUUCGCCAAAGAUGUGAAGGGCGUGGACAAGGAGGUUGUGAACAAGACCGUUGGCAUACUGCAGAAGGCUGGUGUGUUGGGCGGGCAGGUUGAUCAGCCCGCUAUGAUCGGGCUCGAGCGACAUGCGGCAUGA
Messenger RNA from Alternaria infectoria, 936 nucleotides. RefSeq lists its product as uncharacterized. The transcript has 2 exons. The record is from RefSeq and is a predicted model, not a curated record. The coding region runs from base 1 to 936 and encodes 311 amino acids. Lineage: Eukaryota; Fungi; Ascomycota; Dothideomycetes; Pleosporales; Pleosporaceae.